Molecule: messenger RNA, 1361 nt
Organism: Haliotis rubra (blacklip abalone)
Lineage: Eukaryota; Metazoa; Mollusca; Gastropoda; Lepetellida; Haliotidae
Product: mannan endo-1,4-beta-mannosidase-like
Exons: 6
Coding region: 124-1344 (406 amino acids)
Source: RefSeq, a predicted model, not a curated record
GCUUUGCGGAAAGCGUGUCAUUCGCUCUAUCAGUGGAUCUGAUAUGACAAGGCCAGUUCACCAUACAACGUAGACCUGAUUAAAAUACGAACACUCGGCUGGCAACGAUCACACUGCCUAACAAUGGCCUCGGAUGGUGGGUGGCUCCGUGUUGUCGCCGUCUCAUGGCUCCUUGUGCUGUCUCACGGGCAGAGGAAGCUGUAUGUGAGGGACGGGGCUCUGGGUCUGGGUGGGGAGAAGGUGUAUCUGUCCGGGAUCAAUCAAGCAUGGGUCAAUUUCGCACAUGACUUCGGACAAGGGAACUACAAGAAGUCUCGACCCCACCUGAUGAAAACGUUGGACAGCGUUCACAACAAUGGAGGGAACUCGUUACGAAUGUGGCUCCACAUCGAUGGCUCGUCUACACCGAAUUUCAACAGCUCUGGCUAUGUGACUGGCCUUGACCGUGACCUCAUCAGUGAUCUCACCGAUUUCCUGAACGAGGCUUGGGAAAGAAACAUUCUCAUCAACUUGGUGUUAUGGAACUGCGCCGUUAAACCUGGGGACAGACUGAGCGGCCUUCUGUAUGACGACUCGAAGCUGCAGUCCUACAUAGAUUACGGGUUGAAGCCGCUUGUGAACGCCCUGAAGAACAAUUCGGCACUGGGGAUAUGGGAGAUCAUGAACGAACCGGAAGGAUGCGUGGACGUCGGCCACGCUUCCAGUGAGACGUGCUAUGACACCACGUCUCUCAACAUCCUGGACUUCGCUGAUUGGACGCACGCUAGCGUUCCAUUGCAGAGACUCCUGGCUUUCAUUGGACGCCAGGUGGCGGCCAUUCAUGCCGAAGACAAUGAGACUCUCGUCACAGUGGGGUCGUGGACAUACAAGUCGGUCACUAAUCAGUUCCAGAGACGCAAUUUCUACUCUGACCACUGUUUGCGGCUAGCCAGCGGUCAAAACAACAGUGGCCUUGACCUUUAUGAGAUACACACCUAUUCCACGUUCGGCGUUUAUUUGCCAGCAGAUCCCUUUAAGGUAUCGGCGACAAACUACACCUUGGACAAACCCGUCAUUAUCGGUGAGUUCAGUCAAAAGGAGGGAGCCGGACUGACCGCUGCCCAGCAGUUCAGCUGGGGCUAUCACCAUGGUUACAGCGGCACGUGGGGAUGGAGCGCCAGGGGAGGCGACUCGGCAGCUGAUACCCUGCUUGUACUUGAAACAGGCAUGCGCGAACUCCGAGGGCAAAACAACCAAUCAGCGGGAGGAAUGGUUAAUUUCGUAAUUCCAUCUCUCGACAGUGAUAGCUGGUAUAUGUAUCCAAUACGGUAUUUAUUGAUUUUGUAUUCAUUUUUGAUGAGUUAAUAAAGGUUUUGAAUUAA